AUGUUAAAUUAUUAUAGGGUUAAAGUUAUAAAUCAUGUGCUAUCCAACCCUGCUUCCCAAACACUGUUAAGGUGUUGGUGUAGUUCAAAUAUAGACAGUAAAUAUUCGGAAGCUGAAAAACAAAAAGUCUUAGAGGUUAUAAACAAAUCAGAUUUUUCAACACUCUCCAAGUAUGAUGUCACAAAAGGUAGAUCAAAAAAUAUAUCUCAAUGGAUAAACACAUAUGGACCACUUAAGAAUAUUUGUGAAGUUGAAACUAUAGAUGGGUUUACUGAAAAGCAUGUACAGAAAUUAUUUGAAAGUAUUAUACAUAAUAAGGUCAAACCUGAAAAAGAAACAAAUGCCCUGCAGCAAAUAAAAGGACAAAUACUAAAUCCACCAUUAACAGAAGUGACACGGCAGGCUGCAAACACCAUAUUAACUGUGUAUGUUACAGUGAAUUCAGUAUCAUGGGCCUUAAUUCACAAGCACAAUUAUGAGGUAGCAGAUUGGCAGUAUCAUGGUAUUGAAUAUCCGGAUAAGAGAUUUCAGCUAGGUGAUAUUUUAGAAAUUGCCUGGAAUAUAACAAAUAAGCUGCCUACAGCAGAUCUAUAUGUAAUGAAAGCUGAGGCUACUAGCCUUAGAGCAUCUGGUAGUGAUCCAAAUAAUCCUAAAGUACUUGGUGUCAAUUUGCAAAAGGCACAAAUGGUAUCAAUGAUUGUUGCCCUUAUAUCAACAAAGAAUCAGGAUUUGUUUCAAGAAGUUAGCAAGAAAUCUGAAAAAACUAAAACUAAAUUUAAGCAGAACGUUUAUUUUUUACGAUCUUCACUACCGUUUCGGUUAUAUGGUACUCUUAUUGGUAACGAGAGAGUGGCGUCAGACCAAACAGUGGAAAUGUUACUUCAAGACAACAAAAUGAGAUCCUCUGAUAACUCCCAUGUCUAUGUCCCCGAGGACCUGAAAUCGUCGUUUAGGUCGCAACGAGAUCUGCCCAAGGAUAUGAUGGGCCAGUGCCUAUUAUUUGCUUUAACAUUCAUGGACCUAUGUAUUUAUAAAAAUCAGGAUAAAAUUCAGAAAUUGUUAUCAAAGAAAGUUGAAUGA
Messenger RNA from Pieris macdunnoughi, 1080 nucleotides. The record is from the annotation of a GenBank genome assembly. Lineage: Eukaryota; Metazoa; Arthropoda; Insecta; Lepidoptera; Pieridae.